Elephantulus edwardii (Cape elephant shrew) is the source of this 1887-nucleotide messenger RNA. RefSeq names its product bone morphogenetic protein receptor, type IB (gene BMPR1B). Gene Ontology annotation, cellular component: plasma membrane; signaling receptor complex. NCBI's taxonomy places the organism in Eukaryota, Metazoa, Chordata, Mammalia, Macroscelidea, Macroscelididae. Bases 113 to 1621 code for a protein of 502 amino acids. The transcript has 11 exons. Gene Ontology annotation, biological process: cellular response to growth factor stimulus; dorsal/ventral pattern formation; BMP signaling pathway. The record is from RefSeq and is a predicted model, not a curated record. Gene Ontology annotation, molecular function: SMAD binding; transforming growth factor beta receptor activity, type I; ATP binding.
GUUCAAACUUCUGCUGAAUCAUAACCAUUUGGCCCUGAGCUAUGACAAGAGAAGAGAGAAAAAGUUAAAGGAGCAAGCCUACCAUAAGUGAGAAGCAAACUGCCUUGGUAACAUGCUUUUGCGAAGUUCAGGAAAAUUAAAUGUGGGCACCAGGAAAGAGGAUGGUGAGAGUACAGCUCCCACCCCUCGUCCAAAGAUCUUGCGUUGUAAGUGCCAUCAUCACUGCCCAGAAGACUCAGUCAACAAUAUUUGCAGUACAGACGGAUACUGUUUCACUAUGAUAGAAGAAGAUGAUUCUGGGAUGCCUGUGGUCACUUCUGGAUGUCUGGGACUAGAAGGCUCAGAUUUUCAGUGUCGGGACACUCCCAUUACUCAUCAGAGAAGAUCAAUUGAAUGCUGCACAGAACGAAAUGAAUGUAAUAAAGAUCUGCACCCUACACUCCCUCCAUUGAAAAACAGAGACUUUGUUGAUGGAAGUAUACACCACAAGGCCUUACUGAUAUCAGUGACUGUCUGUAGUUUUCUCUUGGUCUUUAUCAUCUUGUUCUGUUACUUCAGGUAUAAAAGACAAGAAGCCAGACCUCGGUACAGCAUUGGUUUAGAACAGGACGAGACUUACAUUCCUCCAGGAGAAUCUUUGCGAGACUUGAUUGAACAGUCUCAAAGCUCAGGAAGUGGAUCAGGCCUCCCUCUGCUGGUCCAAAGGACUAUAGCUAAGCAGAUUCAGAUGGUGAAACAGAUUGGAAAAGGUCGCUAUGGGGAAGUUUGGAUGGGAAAGUGGCGUGGCGAAAAGGUAGCUGUGAAAGUGUUCUUCACCACAGAGGAAGCCAGCUGGUUCAGAGAGACAGAAAUAUAUCAGACAGUGUUGAUGAGGCAUGAAAAUAUUUUGGGGUUCAUUGCUGCAGAUAUCAAAGGGACAGGAUCUUGGACUCAACUCUACCUAAUCACAGACUAUCAUGAAAAUGGGUCCCUUUAUGAUUUUCUGAAGUCCACUACCCUAGAUACGAAAGCAAUGCUGAAAUUAGCCUACUCAUCUGUUAGUGGUUUAUGUCACUUACACACUGAAAUCUUUAGUACUCAAGGCAAACCAGCUAUUGCCCAUCGAGAUCUGAAAAGUAAGAACAUCUUGGUGAAGAAAAAUGGAACAUGUUGUAUAGCUGAUCUCGGCCUGGCUGUCAAAUUUAUUAGUGAUACAAAUGAAGUUGACAUACCACCCAACACGAGAGUUGGCACUAAACGCUAUAUGCCUCCUGAAGUAUUGGACGAGAGCUUGAAUCGAAAUCACUUCCAGUCUUAUAUCAUGGCUGACAUGUACAGUUUCGGACUCAUCCUCUGGGAGGUUGCUAGGAGAUGUGUAUCUGGAGGUAUAGUAGAAGAAUACCAGCUACCCUACCAUGAUCUGGUGCCCAGUGAUCCAUCCUACGAGGACAUGAGAGAGAUUGUGUGUAUCAAGAAGCUACGUCCCUCAUUUCCCAACCGAUGGAGUAGUGACGAGUGUCUAAGGCAGAUGGGAAAGCUCAUGACAGAGUGCUGGGCUCACAACCCUGCAUCCCGGCUGACAGCCCUGCGUGUGAAGAAAACACUGGCCAAAAUGUCAGAGUCCCAGGACAUUAAGCUUUGAUUUGAAGGGGAAAGUAAGCCUCUAUUGAGAAAGGCAAGAGAUUUGGGUUUUUUUUUUCCUUCUGUUGUGGGCAGAGAAAAAGAUAGUAGAAAGUGGUAGAGAAGCAUCCAUGGUACAAGCCUUGAACAUCAUCCUGCUUCAUGGUGGAUUCAGACUUCGGCUCCUAGGUAGCACCCUGGACAGAGACAAAGACGUCCCUAGACAAACAGAUUCCUCUCUGACUGUGGGAGGCAGAGCUGGCUUGGGUAACUUGUUCAGUAUAUAAU